UGUUAUACGUUUUAGUUUUACGAGGUAAUGUGUCCUGCAAUGCGGUUGUUAGUUAUUAUGAUAAUACUCCAAACAUCCGAGAUAAUGUGUAAACGAAAAUACCGAAGCUCAUCAUCAGAAGAGAGUAUUGAAAACGUGCUUUACUACCAGGACUGUAAACACAAACGUGAACAACCAGAGCCAGAGAAACUGCGCGCCAGUGAAGCUCCACCACCAAAACCUCAGGAAUGUAAAAUGUCUUGCAGAAUGUGCUGCGGAGAAGAGUGCCAACAAACAUUCGUCGGAAAGACUGCGCCGAACAAAUUCCAACAGGCUGCCUUCCUCCCGAAACCACCAUCUAUCAAACCAAAAACACCCCCAAGGCUUCCAGUAAAAUCAGAGGAUACGACUAAUAACUUUGAUAUACAACAUGCUUUUCUUGGUCGCAGAGAUUUGAGCCUUACUAAAGAAAAUAUAAAGAAUCUUAUAUCUCAGGAUGCUGAUAUUCGGAAAAUUUUGAGAGACCUUGUCAGGGUGACUAUGCAGAAAGCAGAUUUAAUGCAGAUGUUGAGCGCAAGACGGAACAUUGAAAAAGAGAAGUCUGUGAAUGAUGAUAACGAUUUGUGAAUUGGACCAAUUGUGACUUAUACACCUUCCACACCUACAUUUAUAAAGUGCUGUUUAUUUAUUCUUUAUUUCUCAUCAGGUGGUCUGCGAAAACUACUGGUUUUUAAAUAUACUUAUGAUUUAGAAUAGAAGUAAACAUUUAAGUAGGCCUUUUGCGCAAUGUUUUUCACUAUUUUAAUGAAAGUAUCUAUUCCAUAAUGAGAUCUCAUAAUAAUGGUGACGUGAAAAAUAAAAUGUAUAUUAUAUAUUAUUCUACAGUCUUUAGUACCUGCUAAAUUAGCUUUUAGAAUAAUUAGCAGUUCAAUUAAAAAAUAGGGUUCAAUCUGAAUAUUUUAAAUAUUAUUACAGUAAAAGUUCUUGCUACAAUUAUCAUGAAUUAUUCUCAAAAUGCUGAUGAUGUCCUCAGAGAUACGAAAUAUUAACAAUAUAAUGCAAAUUUGUGGAAAAUUCAGCGAAUAAUUUCGCUGAAAAGUAAAAGCACGGUAACAAACUUUACAAUUCAGUUACAAAUUAUUGUACGUAGUUGUAAAAAUAUUGAAGUUGGACUAACUCAAUCAUCUCUUUUUAUAUACGUAAUAUCAUAGGACUGUUUGUGAAUAUAGAUAUAAAAGCGAAACUUCCGAAUCAGGUAAUAUAUGGUUUCAAUUUAUUAAUCACGUCAAAAUGAUUCUUAGAAAUUUAUUUAUUAUCAGAUCAAAUGCGAGAUUCUUUAUAAAUUUUUCUCAAAAUGAAUCACUUUUCACGUGCAGGUGGCAGACCAAUUACUUAAAAAUACAACUUAGUAUAUUUUAUUUGAGGGAUGGCAUUAUGCACACCGUAGUAGCACAUUUUACUAACUUUUUAUUAUAGAACUAAAAUAUUUAUGUAAAGAAAGAUUUGGUAAUCGUUUUCACAGACAAGGUUCUUUCCCUGUUCCAACGAUUGGGGUUUAAAGUCACGCUACUCUUGUCUACGUUGUUGUUCUUAGUUUAUUGAACUAUUUAUUAUUUUUUAAUGCAUACGUAGAACAUUCUAUGAAAUUGAGAAUGCAAAUAUUGCCGGUUAUAUGUUAAUUCACCCGGUACUAAAACCGACUGCAUUGAAAUAUUAAGAUCUUUAUUAUGUAAGUUGAAUAAUAGAAGUUAAUAACGUAUCUAUAUAAAGUAUUAUCACAUCUUUGUAUAGCUAUUUCCAUAAUUCUCUUUUUUUUUAUAAUAGACAUACAAUUAAGUCAUUAUUAAUAAUAUAAUAAUAAAAUAAAAAAAUUAGUGACACUCCUAAUGUCAAUACUAGAAAUAGGGAUAGGCUUGCUGUUCAUGUAAGUCGACUUCAAAAAGUCACAAAUUCAUUCAGAGGUGUGUGUAUACGUUUUUGUAAUAAGGUCCCUAUUGACAUUCAGAACUUACCUUUAAAUUAAUAUAAAUCAGUGCUAAAAAAAAGUAGUAUACAAAAGGGUACUAUAAAAUGUCUGAAUAUCUGGAUCUAAAUAACCCUUGGGACUGAGCUGCUGGGCUGUUACAUGUCUGUCUUAGUUUGAUAAAUGUCAUUAUAGUUAUAUAAUUUAAAUAUUAAUAUUGUUUCUGUUUUUUUAAUAAAUUUUAAUAAGAAUAAUAAUAAUAAUUAUGAGUUAUGGAAUUUGAAACACAAUUGUAAGUAGAGGCAUUUAGUGAGUAUUGCAUAAUAUGUAGAUGAACUUGAAUUGUUUUGUUAUUCGGUAGAUUUCUCGUGACAGGUAUCGUCAUGCUCGCUUAAACGCCUCUGCUUGUGAGGGAUAAUAUGGUCGAGGGAGGCGAUGGUUGGUCCAUGCGUCAUGCUCGUGAACGGGUGCUACUCGUGGUGGCUGGAUGAUCUUAUUACCGGGAGGUCUGCGUGAUGUGUUUUUUAUUACUAUUAUUUCCUUUAAAGUCAUUAUAUAUUUUAUUUUAUGAAAUGCUCACAUAAUGCCUCUAUUUAUUUACGGUAUGUGUGGAUUGAUGCAUCUACUAUACUCAAUAACUCUUGUGUUUAUAAGUAUUAAUUUACUUUUUUUUUCUUUUUUUGACUUACUCGUGUAAGCCUUUCAGUUUUUGACAUUUGAGUAUUUUUGUUGCGUCACUUUGCAUAUAUUGUAAUUGAAAUGAUUUGUAAAACAAUAAAAUGUAAAUCUUGACUUAAAAGAGUGGCAAUGAGUUUCUUGCUACUUCUUCUCAUUAGCUCAACCCUUAACGAAGUAACGGUAAAUUCAAUAAGAAACAAUAAACAAAUUAUUGAAAGACCAAACAGUUUUGGUAGUUUGCAUCGCCGUUUCUCACAAAUUUUGUUACACAGCUAUUUUAUUUGUUCUGCAUUUAAAGAACCAGUAACAUUAGCGCUAUGGUCGAGAUAUUGAAUUAUGAUCACCCUCAUACUAUCCCAGAAAAGAGAGCCCAUGAUCUUUCUAGUCAAACGACUUGUCUUAAAUUUCUUAGAGGUUAAAGAGAAUGGUCUCUUCCACGUAGUAGUUUUGAGUCUGUAUUAUAAUGUUUAAGUUUCAUCAAUCACUUUAUUCACGUUUCAUGUAUUAUUAUAAGCUAAGAAAUAUUUAGGAGCCUGAUGUAGCAGUUCCAAAGAGGCUCGAGAAAUGUUCAUUCCCAGUUGAACUCCUCAGAAGAUGAGCGCGCGGUAACGUUUUUCAUUCCUAAUAAAAUGCUGUGCCCACUACCAAAAUCUUUGUUUUUUCGGUUAUAAAAAGUACUGUGACACGAUGAUCUGCUAAUACAAUUUUUCAAAUUUUUUCACCAUUUGUUUAGCCACUACCAUUAUUUGUUGACCCAUCUCGGGUCACCCCUGGUGGAUAUUGUUCCACGUUUAAAUUUAGAACACUAACGCGCAACUGUAUUAUUAUUAUAUUUGAACCUUAAGUAACCUGUAA
This is a messenger RNA of Leptidea sinapis, 3475 nucleotides long. RefSeq lists its product as uncharacterized. Lineage: Eukaryota; Metazoa; Arthropoda; Insecta; Lepidoptera; Pieridae. The coding region runs from base 28 to 606 and encodes 192 amino acids. The record is from RefSeq and is a predicted model, not a curated record. The transcript has 2 exons.